CUCUGCAGGAGUAUUGCUGCUCUGACGCUCAUCUCCUUGGCGACGCUGAUGAACUUUCCCAACCCGCUGAACGCGAUGCAGAUUCUGUGGAUCAACAUCAUCAUGGACGGCCCCCCCGCUCAGAGUCUGGGUGUGGAGCCCGUGGAUCAGGAUGUGAUCCGGCAGCCCCCCCGUAAUGUUCGGGACAGCAUCCUGACUCGCUCCCUGCUCAGCAAAGUGCUGCUGUCGGCGUUCAUCAUCGUCUGUGGGACACUCUUCGUCUUCUGGAGGGAGGUGCGUCUCCUCUUCAUCAACUUGGCUCUUUGGGGCUGUAGAUAUUGGUCAAAAUGA
Molecule: messenger RNA, 330 nt
Organism: Notothenia coriiceps (black rockcod)
Lineage: Eukaryota; Metazoa; Chordata; Actinopteri; Perciformes; Nototheniidae
Product: calcium-transporting ATPase type 2C member 1-like
Exons: 2
Coding region: 49-330 (93 amino acids)
Source: RefSeq, a predicted model, not a curated record